Drosophila takahashii is the source of this 1501-nucleotide messenger RNA. It is a transcript of the gene Snap24, whose product is annotated as Synaptosomal-associated protein 24kDa. Gene Ontology annotation, biological process: exocytosis; synaptic vesicle priming; synaptic vesicle fusion to presynaptic active zone membrane. Lineage: Eukaryota; Metazoa; Arthropoda; Insecta; Diptera; Drosophilidae. The record is from RefSeq and is a predicted model, not a curated record. Gene Ontology annotation, cellular component: SNARE complex; plasma membrane. Gene Ontology annotation, molecular function: syntaxin binding; SNAP receptor activity.
CCCGCACGGUCACUCUAAUUCUCAUAUGUAUACAAAUUGGCGUUUUGUUGUGUGUGAAAAAUCAUAUUUUCGCAAAGAAAUUACUAAAAACUUGUGAAUAAGUUCCUACGUAACGAGCACAAUCGAGCUUAGCCCCACCCACAUAACAUACCCACCGUAGUCACACGCUAAAUCGGCUCGAGAGGCUAGUUUUUCGCUUCGCUACUGUGAGUCACUGGCCAGAUUUAAAGAUUUCCCCACCCAAAAACAACAAGACAAACGUCUUGCCUCGCAACCACUUGCUAGAAAACUCUAAGUGAUAUCAGUGCCCGGAAAUGGCCGCCGUUGAGAAUGCCGAGCCCCGCACGGAGCUGCAGGAGCUGCAGUUCAAGUCCGGCCAGGUGGCCGACGAGUCCCUGGAGAGCACGCGUCGCAUGCUCAGCCUGAUGGACGAGAGCAAGGAGGCGGGCAUUCGCACCCUGGUCGCUCUGGAUGACCAGGGCGAGCAGCUGGACCGGAUCGAGGAGGGCAUGGACCGGAUCAACGCGGACAUGCGGGAGGCGGAGAAGAAUCUCAGUGGCAUGGAGAAGUGCUGCGGCAUCUGCGUGCUGCCCUGGAAGAAGGUGAACAUAAAGGACGACGGCGAGAGCGCCUGGAAGGCCAACGACGAUGGCAAGAUCGUGGCCAGCCAGCCGCAGCGCGUCAUCGAUGAGCGGGAACGCGGGGGCAUGGGUGCUCCGCCGCAGUCCGGCUAUGUGGCCAGGAUUACGAACGAUGCACGCGAGGAUGAGAUGGACGAGAACCUGGGACAGGUCAACUCCAUGCUGGGCAACUUGCGCAACAUGGCGCUGGACAUGGGCUCCGAGCUGGAGAACCAGAACAAGCAGGUGGAUCGCAUCAAUGCCAAGGGCGAUGCCAACAACAUUCGCAUGGAUGGGGUCAACAAGCGCGCCAACAAUCUGCUCAAGAGUUAAAUAUGCACAAAGGACACGUCCCGAAUCGAUAGUCAGUCACUUUGUUAAGGGAAAGGAAAGGAAAAGAAAGGGAAUGGAACCAAUGUUGUGGGCACAAACCGUAGCAGGUGGUAUUGCGUUAUUUAUACCAUAUAUUAUAUACAUAUACAAGUAGCCACCAGUAACCACCAGCAACUCCUGGCAUCUACUUAAGAGCACUAGAGAGCCGCCGGAUGAACUAACAACUACUUUCUACAACUAUAUAUAUGCGAACCAACAUACUAACUACUUACUAUUACUACACUCGUGUACAAAUGGCAAACCGCAAGUUGCCGGAAACAAUUUUAUUAUGAGAUUUACCGUAUGAUGUACUCUGUUUUUGUGGUACAAACUUUUUGAGCAUUUUACCGAUCUUUGUGAAAUCAAACCAAGCAACUGCUGAGAUGGAUAUACAUAUAUGUGAAUCGAUGAUGUAUUUACAAUUCGUAGAACCACCGCAACCCCCGGGCACAGAAAACCGAAAAGCAACUACAAAGACGGGCGGUAGUAUCAUAUCGUAGCCAAUUUUA